UGUCUUUUGAGCUCAGAAUAGAAUACUCUCUCUCUCUCUCUCUCUCUAAAAGCCACGAUUCUCUUCUUCCUUUCAAUUGCAACAACCUACAUCAAAUUCCUCAUAAUCCAAUCCGCUUUACGUCCUUCAUUUCCAGGGAUUUUGUUCCUCCGAGCUAUUUCACUGUGCAAUCAGAAUUCAGCCCAUCAAAUUAUCGUCGAGAUUCGUGCCAGAUUCCAAGUGGGUUCAGCUCGGAUUUUGCAGCUCCUGAAAAUUUACAAUUUUGAUAAUGUGCUGAAUUAAUUGUGAACUCGUGUAACGGAUUGGUAACCCAUGUAAUGGUGUUAUACAAUUGACUUAUAAUGCUAGAAAAUGAACUUCCUUUAAAGCACUUUCCCUUGGAUUUUAAAAACCUUGUAUGAGAAAUAUGCCUUCAUGGUGGGGGAAGUUGUCGUCCAAAGAAGCAAAGAAGAAGGCAGGAAAGGAAAGUUUCAUUGACUCUUUACAUCGGAAAUUUAAGUUUUCUUCAGAAAGUAGAGUGAAUAGUAGAUCAGGAGGAUCUCGAAGAAAUUGCAAUGACACAAUUUCGGAAAAGGGAUGUCAAUCCCCUAUAGAAUCAAGAUCUCCUUCGCCCUCAAAAAAUGUUGCCAGAUGUCAAAGUUUUGCUGAAAGGACUAAUGCUCAACCACUUCCACUUCCUGGUCUACAUCCUGCUCAUGUUGCUCGUACAAAUUCUGGAAUUAGUAUAUCAACAAAACCGAGAUCAGAAAAAGGCUCUAAGCCAUUAUCGUUUCUACCUCUCCCGAGACCUGCGUGCAUCGGUAGUAGGUCAAAUCAUACAGACGUAGAUGGAGACAUGGUCACUGAUUCAGUCUCUAGUGAGAGCUCUGUUGAUAGUGACGAUCCAGCUGACUCAUCAUGCCAUCGUAGCCCUCAGGCAACUGACUUUGACAAUGGUCCUAGAACGGCUGCUGGCAGCCCUUGCAGUGUGAUGCUCAAGGAUCAGUCAUCCACUGUUGCUCCAGUACUCUCAAGAGAGCCUAAAAAAUCAGCUAACAUUUCUUUCAGUAAUCACGUUUCCCCUACAUCGCCUAAACGAAGACUUUUAGGCAGCCAUGUGCCAAACCUACAGGUUCCUUAUAAUGGAGCUUUGUGCAGUGCUCCCGACAGCUCAUUGUCAAGUCCUUCUAGAAGCCCAAUGAGAGCAUUUGGCACUGAGCAAGUCGUGAACUCUGCUUUCUGGGCUGCAAAAACUUAUACAGAUGUCACUCUACUUGGAUCUGGCCACUGCUCCAGUCCAGGUUCGGGUCACAAUUCUGGGCAUAAUUCAAUGGGAGGGGAUAUGUCUGGACCGCUGUUUUGGCAACAAAGCAGGGGUAGCCCUGAGUAUUCUCCGGUACCUAGUCCCAGAAUGACAAGCCCAGGCCCAGGCUCAAGAAUUCAGAGUGGUGCUGUUACGCCUAUUGACCCUAGAGCAGGAGGGACUCCCAAUGAGACACAGACAAGCUGGGCUGAUGAUGGGAAACAACAAAGUCACCGUUUACCUCUUCCCCCGACAAUUACAAUUGCUUCCCCUUUUUCUCAUUCAAAUUCAGCAGCAACAUCUCCUUCUGUGCCACGAAGUCCAGGAAGGGCAGAGAACCCAUCAAGCCCUGGUUCACGCUGGAAAAAGGGAAAGCUGCUGGGUAGAGGGACCUUUGGACAUGUUUAUGUUGGUUUUAAUAGUGAAAGUGGUGAAAUGUGUGCGAUGAAGGAGGUCACAUUAUUUUCUGAUGAUGCAAAGUCAAAGGAAAGCGCUAAGCAAUUAAACCAGGAAAUUGCUUUAUUGAGCCGUUUACGGCACCCAAAUAUUGUGCAAUAUUAUGGGUCUGAAUCAGUUGGUGACCGGCUAUAUAUAUAUUUGGAGUAUGUAUCUGGUGGCUCCAUAUAUAAACUUCUCCAAGACUUUGGGCAAUUUGGCGAACUAGCAAUUCGUAGUUAUACUAAGCAAAUUUUGUCAGGGCUGGCAUAUUUACAUGCUAAAAACACUGUUCACAGGGAUAUUAAAGGAGCAAAUAUACUUGUAGACCCAAAUGGACGUGUCAAGUUGGCAGACUUUGGGAUGGCCAAGCAUAUCACCGGGCAGUCAUGUCCGUUAUCAUUUAAGGGAAGCCCUUACUGGAUGGCACCUGAGGUUAUAAAGAACUCAAGCGGUGCCAACCUUGCUGUGGAUAUAUGGAGUCUUGGGUGCACUGUUUUGGAAAUGGCUACGACAAAACCACCUUGGAGCCAGUAUGAAGGGGUUGCUGCCAUGUUUAAGAUUGGGAAUAGCAAAGAACUUCCAAUAAUGCCAGAUAGCCUCUUGGACGAUGGAAAGGAUUUCAUAAGGCAAUGCUUACAGAGAAAUCCACUACAUCGUCCUACAGCUGCCCAGCUUUUGGAGCAUCCUUUUGUGAAAUAUGCUGCGCCUUUGGAAAGAUCUAUGUUGAGCCCUGAGCCUUUUGAUCCACCCUCUGGGAUUACAAAUGGAGUGAAAGCACUGGGUAUUGGGCAAGGAAGGAAUUUCUCCAACUUGGAUUCAGAUAGGCUUGCAAUUCAUUCAUCUAGAGUUUCAAAAACUAGUAACCAUACCAGUGAGAUCCAUAUUCCAAGGAACAUAUCAUGCCCCGUCUCACCCAUUGGAAGCCCUCUAUUGCACUCAAGGUCACCAUCACACCUAAAUGGAAGAAUGUCACCUUCACCUAUAUCUAGCCCACGUACUACUUCGGGCUCAUCCACUCCUCUUACAGGUGGCAGUGGUGCCAUUUCAUUUAUUCACAUGAAACAGUCCAUCAACUUGCAAGAGGGUUUUGGAGGAAUUUCAAAGCCCUCGAAUGGUCUCUAUGUCAAUGGUUCUUCAUCCUAUCAUGAUUCAUGUCUUGACAUGUUUCGAGGGAAGCAGCCAGGAUCUCAUAUCUUCUCAGAACUGAUACCCUGCGAAAAUGAUGUUCUGGGAAAGCGGUUUGUAAGGCAUGCCCACGCAGAGCAUGAACAAUCAGUUUUAGCUGAUCGGGUGUCUCGCCAACUCCUUAAGGAUCGUGUUAAGAUGAACCUGAAACUGGAUUUAAGUCCCAACUCUCCUUUGCCGAACCGCACAAAUGGUGUCUAACUUGUUUUGAUGGAACCACCAAUCAGUUCAAGCUCUCAAGUUAACCAGACCAUUUUGGAUAUUCUGGAUCAACCAUCCAUCAUGCUGAAAGUAUAUUUUGUACAAUAAAAACUCAAAAGUUGAAGAACUGCGGAAUAAGGUUGAAGCUCCGGGAAGUUAGUGGCUGGAAGCAGACAACUCUUUUGCAUGGCAUGGGCUUAGUCUUCAGGUUCAUGACAUCCGGUAAGCAAAGCCAUGAGAUGGAACUGAUUCCGGAAUUAUGCAUAUCAAGCUCACAUCCUGACAAAUAACAUACUCUUGUUGUACAUAGAUGCGGUUUUGACUUGUAGAACAUUGAGUGCUUGACUGAUUGGAGCUAUGAAAUAUGCUUGAUUUUGGCCGACGAGGAUGGUUUCUGAUGAUCUGAUCCAUUGCGGUUCCUCUGGUAAGCAAGAAACUCAAGGCAGCAAGAAAUGUAUAUUCUUUGAGAUGUUCAUAUAGAAGGAAAAGAAAAAGCUAAGAGGCAAAUACUAUUUAGCUUUGGAACAAUUUUUUGGGUCUGAAACUGCUGUACAGAAGAUGGAGACUAAGCCGGGGGCCGGACUUGUUAACGAAAUAGUCAGUCGGAGAUUUUUGAAGCCUACACGUUCUGUUUUCUGCACCGAUUUUUUGUGGGCUCAUGUGUAACAUUGUAUAAUGCUGUCUUGAACUACCUAUUUUGUUGUAUCAUCGUCAUCAUGUAUGUAGUGUACAUCAUCACUCAAGUGAAAUGAAGAAAUCUAACUGCAUGGUUCUCUCUUA
Pyrus x bretschneideri (Chinese white pear) is the source of this 3886-nucleotide messenger RNA. Its product is annotated as mitogen-activated protein kinase kinase kinase YODA. The transcript is spliced from 12 exons. Gene Ontology annotation, biological process: protein phosphorylation. The record is from RefSeq and is a predicted model, not a curated record. Lineage: Eukaryota; Viridiplantae; Streptophyta; Magnoliopsida; Rosales; Rosaceae. The coding region runs from base 398 to 3106 and encodes 902 amino acids. Gene Ontology annotation, molecular function: protein kinase activity; ATP binding.